Mercurialis annua (annual mercury) is the source of this 1157-nucleotide messenger RNA. Its product is annotated as U-box domain-containing protein 33. The record is from RefSeq and is a predicted model, not a curated record. The transcript has 4 exons. NCBI's taxonomy places the organism in Eukaryota, Viridiplantae, Streptophyta, Magnoliopsida, Malpighiales, Euphorbiaceae. The coding region runs from base 140 to 1018 and encodes 292 amino acids.
UUGUUUUAUUUUAUGUUGAGAGGAUAACUAAAUAAAUAGAGACAUAUAAACACACCAUACUUGGCAUUAAUGUUUUUGUAGAAGCACUUUCUCUAGAUAAAACUCUCCAUCACAAUACAGUUUCGUCGAACGGAAAAUUAUGUCGGAUUGGAUAACGGAGGUUGAGGUAGAAGAAGAAGAAGAUGAUGAAGAAGAAGAAAGGAGUUAUCGUCGUAAUCACUACUACCACUACGCUAGUAGUUCAAGCGAAAUCGAGGAGGAGAAUUCAAAUGAUAGUAACAGAGAGAGAAAGGUCAUGGAAUCGAUAAAAGAAGAACCGUUCGAAGAAAUAAGUGUGAUUUCGUUCGGAAGCAAAGGAGAGGAUUGUGUGUAUGUUGCCGUAGGGAAGAGCGAGUCGAGCAUGGAUGCGGUUUCUUGGACUCUAAGGAACCUUAUCAAAAACAAUGAAUCCACCAUUCUUUAUCUCAUUCAUGUCUACCCUCCGACACAUUUCAUACCUUCUCCAUUGGGUAAACUACCAAAGGAUCAAGUAAGACCUGAACAAGUGGAGAUUUUCAUGGCCCAAGAAAGAGGCAAGAGGAGACAACUUCUUCAAAAGUUCAUUAAUCUUUGCUCAUCAUCAUCAUCAUCCAAGGUUAAGGUAGAUAAUCUGGUAAUUGAGAGUGACAAUGUUGCCAAAGCUAUCCUAGACCUAAUUCCCAUUCUCAACAUCAAAAAGCUAGUGCUUGGAACCACAAAAUCUGGACUAAGAAAAUCAAGGACCGGAAAAGGAAGCGGGACAGCUGAUCAGAUUCUUCGAACUGCGAACGCAUCAGAAUGCUGUGAUAUUAAAGUCAUAUGUGAGGGGCAGGAAGUAAUGGAACAGAUGACCAGGACGUCAUCAUCACUCUCACAAUCACCUUCCUUUGGUGAUCCUGUCGGUGAUGUUGAAGGCAAUUCCAAGUCGGUGCAGUCGGAAGAUCAAUCUAAUAACAAUGAUCCUUUUUGUAUGUGCUUCAAAUCUCCUCGAGUCGAGUGAUGUAUUACACAACAUUAUGUGUUGUUUAAGUAAGUCGAUGUCUGGUGUUGGUUAUUCGGUGAUCAAUUGAUGCAAUGUAUAAACAUUUUAACAAGAAAACCGAUCAAUGCAUAGUGUGUUAAGAAGAAAAUGGUACUUG